AUUGGAGAAUCUAAUAACCGAACGACCAGAGUUGGCACAAAAUUUGAAUGGAAGAGUCGCAUGGGAAGGUGAUGCCCUGCAGGAAGUGUUAGGGAAAGAAAAGAUUGGACAAGUGCAUGGCAUGGGUUUGCUUCCAACUCCUAAGCAAGUCUACGGUCGGACGCCACGGUAUCUAAAGAACAUCAAUAUGACUACAACUGAUGGAUCACCAUAUGAAGUUGAACAUGACGUUUGGGAGGUAAUAGCAAAGAUGAAGGAGCAUAUAAAAAAGCAAGACCAGAUUAUUAAAGAUAUGAAUAACAAAGAAGGCUAUGUCAAUAAUGGCAUAGAAGAGGAAAACCUCCAAUCAAAUGAUAAUGGUAUUUCUCGGUCACCAGUACUGCUUGGUAAAACAAAGAGAAUCCAAUGCAAUGGACCCGUUGAGGCACGCUCGUCUAUGCAACAUGACAUUCCUGAGGAUAAUAAUUUAUCACGUUCGCAUGAAAAGGUUGGCGACCAUGAUGUCAACCAAUUACAAAUUCAACAAAAUUCAUCAUCACCACAAGACCUUGUUAUUGAUUCUGUGCUAGAGGUGAGGGAAAUGAGGAAUAUUACGGGUGAAUCUGUUUCGAGACCGAACCAGCAAAGGACUAGAACUGAACACCCACACCGCUCAAAAAGAGGGCGUUCUUCUUCCAUCAAGGUAGAGAUUCACCAAGUAGCAUGGUUUACUGCACCCAAAUUACCAACCCAAACCCUCAUUAUCAUGUCUGCUUGA
Triticum dicoccoides is the source of this 757-nucleotide messenger RNA. RefSeq lists its product as uncharacterized. The coding region runs from base 122 to 757 and encodes 211 amino acids. Lineage: Eukaryota; Viridiplantae; Streptophyta; Magnoliopsida; Poales; Poaceae. The transcript has 5 exons. The record is from RefSeq and is a predicted model, not a curated record.